Messenger RNA from Cheilinus undulatus (humphead wrasse), 1814 nucleotides. It is a transcript of the gene zdhhc16a, whose product is annotated as zinc finger DHHC-type palmitoyltransferase 16a. Gene Ontology annotation, cellular component: Golgi apparatus. The transcript has 11 exons. The record is from RefSeq and is a predicted model, not a curated record. Gene Ontology annotation, biological process: protein palmitoylation. Bases 164 to 1312 code for a protein of 382 amino acids. NCBI's taxonomy places the organism in Eukaryota, Metazoa, Chordata, Actinopteri, Labriformes, Labridae. Gene Ontology annotation, molecular function: palmitoyltransferase activity.
UCAGAUCUGUAAACUGUCAUAGGAGGUCCCUGAUCCUGCUCUUCUCCGCUGAUGUGGAGCGAUAUACCAGUUUAUGCUUUCCUUUUGAUCAUGUCGACGACGGGGACUCUUUCGGCAGUUUGCUCACCCUCAUAGAACAGUACGUGCAUUUUACAGAUGCAGGAUGCGGUGGUGUCCCAGCUCACUGCUUCACUUGCUGCGCUGUGUGCGGCUGCGAUCGUGUACCAGGAGAGGAAGAACCAGAGUGCCUCUUUGGAUUAGGGAAAUAUGGGCUUACAUGAAGCUGCUGGUGCGGUCACUGUACUUCAACACCCUGACAGACUCUGAUGUUGUUUUUGACUCAGUCUUUGAGCCGGUGUUUUGGACGGUGGAUUAUGUCACCCGCUGGUUUGGCACAGUGUUUGUCUGUCUGGUGGUGAUGCUGACCAGCUCCAUUGUAGUGAUAGCAUAUGUUGUUCUGCUCCCUCUGGUACUCAACACAUACACCCCUCCAUGGAUUGCUUGGCAUGUCUGUUUUGGACACUGGAUCAUCAUCAUGAUUGCUUUUCAUUACUUCAAGGCUGCCAAGACACCCCCUGGUUACCUCCCUUCUGAAAAAAAUGACAGUCCAUUUGUGGCAGUCUGCAAAAAAUGCAUCAUGCCUAAACCAGCAAGGACACACCACUGUGGCAUCUGUAACAGGUGCAUCCUGAAAAUGGACCAUCACUGCCCCUGGUUGAAUAACUGUGUGGGCCACUUUAACCACCGUUACUUCUUCUCCUUCUGCUUCUUCAUGACCUUGGGCUGUGUCUACUGCAGCAUCAGUGGCAGAAAUCUGUUCCUUGAUGCAUACAAUGCUCUUGAGCGAUUUAAGCAUUUGGACUUGGAAAAGCCGGGGGUACCAGUAACAGGGAUGGGACAAAUUAUAGGGCUUCUGCCCCCUGGCCAGACCAACUUCCUGACACCAGCACCUCCAUACACCUUUAAGGAUAAGAUGAUUCAUAAGUGCAUCAUCUACAUGUGGGUGCUUACCAGCACAGUGGGGGUGGCCCUGGGAGCUCUGACCAUUUGGCAUGCAGUCCUCAUAUCCAGAGGAGAGACCAGCAUAGAGAGGCACAUUAACGGCAAAGAGGCAAAGAGAAUGGCAAAACAAGGAAGGGUGUACAGAAACCCUUUUAACUACGGCAGGCUGAAUAACUGGAAAGUCUUCUUGGGGAUAGAGAAAAGGAGUCACUGGGUGACGCGGGUUCUCCUCCCCUCCGCACACGCCCCACAUGGCGAUGGUCUGACGUGGGAGGUCUUCCAGCUUAAAAAGGACUUAAUACCAGUAUGACAGACUCUACUUAGGCACCCUUGUGGCCUAAAUUCUGCAGUUUUUGCUGUGUUAACACAGCUCUGGUCAUUUGAUCAGGUUGGUUUAAAGGGAUCCCUGCAUGGUGGCUCUGUUCAACUCAAACAUGGAGUCAUGUCAACCUUGAAUACCUCAGAUAUCUUGCUUUGGCGUUGCACAUGGUUUGAUGGUCUACAUUUUUCACCAGUGACAAGGCAAUUUGUCACUGACUGCUCGUUCUCUACAAACUGGUCCCAGUUGACUCAGAGCAUUGCACUGGGAUGGGUUUGAUAUUUCUCAAAGCGAGAUAUGCACACGGACAUAUCAUCGACUAAAAUCUUUCUGCUGAGUUUAACUUAUAAGGGAAAAACAAGAAUAAUCACUCCAACAUUUAGGACACUUCUGACACUUUGAUCUCCUUGUUCAAUGUUCAUACUCUUUUAAUAGUCCAACAUUAUCACCUGAAAACAACUUCAGAGGGAAACUGCUGUACUAUGAAAAUGUG